This is a messenger RNA of Oryza brachyantha (malo sina), 1077 nucleotides long. RefSeq names its product BTB/POZ and MATH domain-containing protein 1-like. NCBI's taxonomy places the organism in Eukaryota, Viridiplantae, Streptophyta, Magnoliopsida, Poales, Poaceae. The transcript has a single exon. The record is from RefSeq and is a predicted model, not a curated record. Gene Ontology annotation, biological process: protein ubiquitination. The coding region runs from base 1 to 1077 and encodes 358 amino acids. Gene Ontology annotation, molecular function: protein binding.
AUGGGUAGCUGCGUCUCGGUGAACGACGGCGGCGGCGGCGAAGAAGCCGCCGUGUCGGGGUCGGUGAACGAGGAGCCGAGGGUGACCGGCGUGCACCAGUUCACGAUCCGGCAGUACAGCACGAUCAAGGGCAAAGGCGUCGGCAAGUCCGUCCUCUCCCGGAACUUCACCGUCGCCGGCCGCUCCUGGUUCAUCCGGUUCUACCCCGACGGCUACAACGGCACCACGGCGGACCACGUCGCCUUCUUCCUCCAGUCGUUGCACAGGCCGCGGUUCGGCUCCGCGUACAACGUCGAGUUCUCCUUCACGCUGCUCAACCCCAACAUCGUCGCCGACGCCGACGCCGGCGGUGCCGUCGUCCACAACGUGCGGUGCGAGCAUCCCUGCAGGUUCGACAACCACCACAGCUCGUGGGGCAUCCGCAAGUACAUCACCCGGGAGCAGCUGGAGGGAGCCGCCCUGGGCGCCAUCCACGACGACUCCCUGACGGUGCGCUGCACCGUGCACGUCAUACAGCGGCGGAGGAGCCGCCGCGCCGGCCCCCGCCCCGCCGCCCGCGUCGGCAUCCAGGUGCCGCCGUCGUGCCACGCCAAGAACGCCAUGCACUUCCUCCUCAGCGGCGACGCGCCCUUCGACCUGGAAAUCCACGUCGGCGACACGACCUUCAGAGCGCACAGGCUGGUGCUCGCCGGCCAGUCGCCCUACUUCCGGACGCUCCUCUACGGCGGGGGGAGCGAGGCGAGCUCGCCGCGCAUCACCAUCCAUGAGAGGAGCCCCGAGGCGUUCGGCGCCGUCCUCCACUACAUCUACCACGACAGCCUGCCCAAGGAGGCGACCAAGCGGCAGGGCAGGAACGCGGCCGCCAUGGCGAGGGAGCUGUUCGAGGCCGCCGACAUGUACGCCAUGGAGAGGCUGAAGCUGAUCUGCGCGAACACCCUGAGCCGCUUCGUCAACGACGACACCGCGAGCAGCAUCAUGGAGCUGGGAAGAGUGCACUCCUGCGACGCGCUCACGAAAACGUGCCAAAAUUACAUGAUCCGCAGAAGGAUUUCAACCAUUACUCCACUAGCUUGCUAG